UCGUCGAACUAAAGUACUACUAGAAAGCAAGCUUGCAAAGACAGCCAAAAGUUGCCCCUUGGAAUCGUUGUGGAUCUUGAGCUAUGGCUUCGUCUCUGGUACUAGCGGUGGUGUUUUUGUUUGAUAUCAUUGCUUUUGCUCUUGCUGUUGUUGCUGAACAGAGGAGAAACACUGCCUCAUUACUCCGAAAUGCUGAAGGUAGAGAGUACUGUCAAUAUGAUUCCGACAUUGCAACCGGCCUAGGUGUGGGGUCCCUCUUCAUUCUAGUUUCCUGUCAAGUGAUCAUCAUGGUUGUUACUAGAUGCCUGUGCUGUGGGAAAGCUAUGAGACCCAGUGGAUCCCGAUCAUGGGCAAUUUGCUUAUUCAUCACUACCUGGUUGACAUUCAUUAUUGCUGCUUCGUGCCUACUAGCCGGUUCUGUGCGUAAUGCAUACCACACUAAGUAUCGGGAUCUGAUGGGAGAUAACGCGCCUUCAUGUCAAACGUUGAGGAAGGGAGUGUUUGGAGCUGGAGCUGCCUUCAUUGUUUUGACAGGCAUUGCCUCGGAGCUUUACUAUGUUAGUUUUUCAAAAGCCAAUAAUGGCCCCCCUCCCUAUGCUAGGGACACUGGUGUGAGGAUGACCAGUUUGUAAUGCAUAUAUAUACCACUUCGGACUUUGAUGUGGGGAUAAUCUUUGUAUUAAGAUUGGUUUCCAUGGAUGUGAAAGCCUACUUGUAAAUUAUGAAGCUCGGUUGAAAAGGAAUCGAUUGGUUUCCAUGGAUGUGAAAGCCUACUUGUAAAUUAUGAAGCUCGGUUGAAAAGGACUCUGAUGUCUAGACUUAAGUGUUCUUUAUUUCA
Molecule: messenger RNA, 838 nt
Organism: Lotus japonicus
Lineage: Eukaryota; Viridiplantae; Streptophyta; Magnoliopsida; Fabales; Fabaceae
Exons: 3
Coding region: 84-632 (182 amino acids)
Source: RefSeq, a predicted model, not a curated record